GAGUCUUCAGUUUCCCGAUGGGUACGUGUCAAAUAUUAGUAGAUGCGUUGACAUGAACGCCCUGAAGAUGCACAACAUGAAAAGUCACGACUGUCACGUGUUCAUGCAAAUCCUUCUGCCUGUUGCAUUUAAAGAACUUCUUCCUAAGAAUGUUUGGGAGGCAAUUACAGAGUUAAGUUUCUUCUUCAGAGAAUUAACAUCCCGCAACGUGGCCAUAUAUGACAUGAGAAUACUGAGUGAGAAGAUAGCUGUUACUCUUUGCAAACUUGAGCGUAUCUUCCCGCCUAGUUUAUUUGAUUCAAUGGAGCACCUACCAGUUCAUUUGGCAGAUGAGGCACGAUUGGCUGGUCCAGUGCAAUAUCGGUGGAUGUAUCCUUUUGAAAGAUAUUUGAGGACAUUAAAAAAUCAUAUAAAAAACAAAGCCAAGGUUGAGGCGUCCAUCGCCAAUGCAUACUUACUUGCAGAAAUGUCAACCUUCUCUUCGUUUUACUUUGAAGAUCAAAUAUCUACAAAGUGGACAACUUUGCCUCGCAAUAUUGAGAUGCCCGUUGCUGAAAAUGAUGAUCCUCUUUGUCUUGCCAUAUUCAAACCUAUUGGGCGUUCACUUGGCCGAGGGACGAAGAGAUACAUGGAUGAGCGCGAAUGGCAUGCUGCACACAUGUAUAUUUUGAGCAAUUGUGCAGAGGUUGCAGAGACAUAUAGCAAGAUCUUCAAGGAGGAAAAACGAUAUGCAAAUCCUUACAUGACUGAUGCAGAGUUUGAAGUCGCGUUUCACAACGAGUUUAUUCUGUGGUUUAACCAUUACGUUUGUCGUCCUUGUAACGACGAGUUGAACCCUUAUAUUAGGUCGCUUGCAGCUGGACCAUUAAGGGAGAUUGAAACAUACUCCGGCUAUUUCGUGAAUGGCUACAGGUUUCACACAACUGAUCAUGAUAGAGAGAGUGCGACUGUGAACAGUGGCGUUUGCAUAAAAGGUUCGGUCUAUGGUAGUGAUAGAGAUGUGCUAGACUUUUAUGGGCGUCUGCAAGAGGUUUGCGUGCUGGAGUAUCCGGGGUAUCCAAUUAAGCAGACAGUCUUGUUCAACUGUGAAUGGUUUGACUUGUCGGCUCAGGGAACUUCUAUUGAUACAGACUUCAAGUUAGUUUCACUGAACCACACACGAAGAUAUAGGAAGUAUGAUCCCUUAGUUUUGGCGAGUCAAGUAGUUCAAGUGUUUUACUGUCCCUAUCCCAGUACGAACCAAUCAAAGAAAAAUUGGUGGUCAGCAUGCAAAGUCAACGCAAGAUCUAAGGUUGAAGUGUCUACUGCAGCAUCUACAUCAACAUUAGAUCAACCAUUUCAAGAAGAAGUGGUUACUAUUAUGCCUACUCACACAAGUGUAGGCAUUGAACAACCACUUCUCCUUCAUCCCCUCGGUGGAGUCGUUGAGAUUGAAGAUGACGAUGAAGCAGAAGACGAUGAUUCCCCGUUGACAUCUAACGAUAGUGAUGAUGAUAGUAGUGAUGCUUAUGAAUAAAUGCAUCAUGUCUACCUCUCGAGGUUUGUUGGGAUUUGGGAGGCAAUCUGGCGUUAAUGCGCCAGAAGCUACAGCAGAUACAUCUGAUGGGUCUGGGACGCAUAUUUCUGGGACUCCCGAGACUCCCAAUGCUUCUAGUAGUUCACGGGCUAGAAGGCCUAGGGGCCCUACAGCUGCCGCUAUCAGAGAGAGAGAGGUUAAGGCACCUGAUGGGAGGACGGUAUUUCAGAGGCAUCCUGAGACUGGUGUUUUGUUGGAGCCCACUGGCCUGUCCAAAGCUUGCACGUGCACAUUUAAGAUGUUUGAAAACACAGGCGGGUACACAUGGAAGUUGACGCCCUCGGCGAUGAAGGAUAAAUUUUUUGAUGAAU
This is a messenger RNA of Salvia miltiorrhiza (redroot sage), 1887 nucleotides long. RefSeq lists its product as uncharacterized. The transcript has 5 exons. Bases 53 to 1516 code for a protein of 487 amino acids. NCBI's taxonomy places the organism in Eukaryota, Viridiplantae, Streptophyta, Magnoliopsida, Lamiales, Lamiaceae. The record is from RefSeq and is a predicted model, not a curated record.